CUGGGCCCAAUCGUCGGAUCCGCCAUGCUCCUGGUCGCUACCGCGAUCUUUCUCUACUACACGACCUGGACUUUGUUGAUGCCAUUCGUCGACCCGGGUCAUCCUCUCCACGAUCUCUUCCCUCCCCGUGUCUGGGCCAUCCGCAUCCCCGUCUUCCUUACUCUGCUCGGCUCCGCCGUGGUUGGCACGUUCAUAGGCAUCGUGAUGAUCAACAGCAACAAGAAGAAGGCAGCUAAGGCUAAGGCGGCGGCAGCAAAGAAGAAGUCUUGA
Aspergillus sclerotioniger CBS 115572 is the source of this 270-nucleotide messenger RNA. Its product is annotated as dolichol phosphate-mannose biosynthesis regulatory protein. The record is from RefSeq and is a predicted model, not a curated record. Lineage: Eukaryota; Fungi; Ascomycota; Eurotiomycetes; Eurotiales; Aspergillaceae. Gene Ontology annotation, cellular component: endoplasmic reticulum membrane; dolichol-phosphate-mannose synthase complex. Gene Ontology annotation, biological process: GPI anchor biosynthetic process. The transcript is spliced from 2 exons. Gene Ontology annotation, molecular function: enzyme regulator activity. The annotation marks the transcript as partial.